AUGUAUCUGUGUACGCCGCUUUUGGAAGCAGGUCUCGUGUCCGAGGUCAAGGUAGCCUGGCAGCGUCGGAUGGGCACUGAGCCGCGACCACAGCAGGCAACUGUGCGCCAGUCAGCUACUCGAGACCGAAGCGUAGCUGCACACCGCAACUCGAAACGCCGGGAAGGCGUGAGAAAUCCUGUUGACAGCUGGAGCCUGGAGGCAACGUGGCAGAAAGAGGUGAGGUUGAACCAGAACCUUUUUGGGGCCGUGAGUCAGGAGUUAGGACGCAAGCCCAUUGUUGAUGAGGCUGCAGGGGACGUUCUCGGUGUCUGCGUGCCACGAUGUAUUCGUACUCCAUACUUGGGAGUAGCUACGCUCCGUUGGCCUCCAAGCCCCUGUCUCGCAAGACCAAGAGUCCAAAACGAGUGUCGGAUUGGGGGUCACCCAAGAGUGCCGUCGCAGGACGGGAAGGUGAAGUGUCAAGGUGUGUAG
Messenger RNA from Colletotrichum paranaense, 474 nucleotides. RefSeq lists its product as uncharacterized. The record is from RefSeq and is a predicted model, not a curated record. Lineage: Eukaryota; Fungi; Ascomycota; Sordariomycetes; Glomerellales; Glomerellaceae. The coding region runs from base 1 to 474 and encodes 157 amino acids. The transcript is spliced from 4 exons.